Messenger RNA from Episyrphus balteatus (marmalade hoverfly), 524 nucleotides. It is a transcript of the gene ND-B14, whose product is annotated as NADH dehydrogenase [ubiquinone] 1 alpha subcomplex subunit 6. Bases 89 to 463 code for a protein of 124 amino acids. NCBI's taxonomy places the organism in Eukaryota, Metazoa, Arthropoda, Insecta, Diptera, Syrphidae. Gene Ontology annotation, biological process: response to oxidative stress. The transcript has 3 exons. The record is from RefSeq and is a predicted model, not a curated record.
UUUCUGACAACCAGCUGUCAGUGAAUUUAUAUCUUUAAUUUGUGGAUUUUUUGUUUUGCAAUUUUAAAGGACGACUAAAUUUUCUGCAAUGGCUGGACGCGAAGCUGUAAAACGAGCCGUACAACAAGUUCGCCCAAUUCUAUCCGUUGAUCGGGAGGAAGCAAGAAAACGUGCCCUCAACUUGUACAAGGCAUGGUAUCGCCAAAUUCCCUACAUCGUUAUGGACUAUGACAUUCCCAAAUCUGUUGAGGAAUGCCGUGCUAAGCUUCGAGAGCAAUUCAUCAAGCAUCGCAGUGUUACAGACAUUCGUGUUAUUGAUAUGCUCGUGAUUAAAGGUCAAAUGGAACUGAAAGAAUCCAUCAACAUUUGGAAACAAAAGGGACACAUCAUGCGGUACUGGAAAGAAUCCGAGGAACCAAAACCAACAGACUUUCUGUCGAAAUUCAUUUCAGGACAUAAUUAAGAUUUUCUCUGUAUGAAUGCUAAUGUCAGAGAGUAACGAAAUUAGAAUAAUCAAAGAGUAA